Messenger RNA from Perkinsus marinus ATCC 50983, 393 nucleotides. RefSeq lists its product as hypothetical. Bases 1 to 393 code for a protein of 130 amino acids. Lineage: Eukaryota; Perkinsozoa; Perkinsida; Perkinsidae. The transcript has a single exon. The record is from RefSeq and is a predicted model, not a curated record.
AUGGAUCGUUUCCUAAAAAGAGCUCGUACCGGUACAGCGUACCCUGAGGAUAUCUCGGUCACUGAGGAUGAUGGCAGGGUUGUGGUCAAAGGGAAAAAUUUCCUCGCCAAUGAUCAAAACAGGUCAUUCCUGCCGGCUUGGCAAGACAAAUAUCCUUGGUUGGAAUACUCAACCCAGAAGGAUGCUGUUUACUGCUACUACUGCAGACAUUUUGGGGCUCCAACGGCGGCCAAGCCAUCCCCGUUUUUCGAUGACCCGCAUGGAUUUUCCAACUGGAAAAAGGCUGUCCAGAGAUAUGACGAACACUCUGCUAGCGAAUAUCAUCAGAACUCUACCAAGGGCUACUUCGAAUGGAGCAGGAUGAAGGAGAAGGGGCAAUCAGUAGUUAGUUAG